CCUAACUAUAAAGAUUCCUCGAAUUCUCCAACUCCAAAUGCAAUAAAACCCAUCAAACCACAAUCGAUCAAAUCCCUAAUGGCAGCCACCGCUUCCAUAACCACCGCAGCAGCAGCCACCACCAAACCUCAGUCCUCUUCUUCUUCUCUCCUCAAGCCCUACUCUUCUUCCCAAUUACCCAUUAAAUUCUCCAAAUUUUCAACGUCUCGCGCACCUUCAAGAUUUGCAAUUUCUUGCACUUUGGCCCGAGAGGCUGAGGUUAAAAUGGAGGAAGUGGCGGAUUCUGACCCGGCCCUAUGGCAACGACCUGAUUCUUUUGGUAGGUUUGGUAAAUAUGGCGGGAAAUAUGUACCUGAGACCCUUAUGUAUGCUCUCACUGAGCUUGAAUCUGCUUUCUAUUCCUUCAAGGAUGAUCCUGAAUUUAAGAAAGAAAUAAAUGGAAUUUUGAAAGAUUAUGUUGGAAGGGAAAAUCCUCUUUAUUUUGCUGAGCGGCUUACAGAGCAUUAUAAACGCCCUAGUGGUGAAGGGCCACAUAUUUAUCUCAAGAGGGAAGAUCUUAACCACACAGGUGCUCAUAAGAUUAACAAUGCUGUUGGCCAAGUCUUACUUGCAAAGCGUUUGGGAAAACAGCGCAUAAUUGCUGAAACUGGAGCUGGUCAGCAUGGAGUUGCAACUGCUACAGUCUGUGCGCGGUUUGGUUUGCCAUGUGUUGUUUAUAUGGGCGCACAAGAUAUGGAAAGACAAGCACUAAAUGUUUUCAGGAUGCGUCUUCUUGGGGCUGAGGUGAGAGGAGUUCAUUCUGGUACUGCAACAUUGAAAGAUGCUACAUCAGAAGCUAUACGAGAUUGGGUGACUAAUGUGGAGACAACCCAUUAUAUUUUGGGAUCUGUUGCUGGGCCACAUCCCUUUCCCAUGAUGGUGCGAGAGUUCCAUAGGGUUAUUGGUAUAGAAACAAGAAAACAAGCAUUGGAAAAAUGGGGUGGGAAGCCAGAUGUGCUGGUUGCAUGUGUUGGUGGCGGUUCAAAUGCAAUGGGACUCUUUGAUGAAUUUAUUAAGGACAAGGAUGUGAGGUUGAUCGGUGUGGAGGCUGCAGGUUUAGGCAUAGAUAGCGGCAAGCACGCUGCCACUCUGACCAAAGGAGAAGUAGGGGUGUUGCAUGGAGCUAUGAGCUAUUUGUUACAAGAUGAAGAUGGACAAAUAAUUGAGCCUCAUUCAAUUAGUGCAGGGUUGGACUACCCUGGAGUUGGACCUGAGCACAGUUUCCUGAAAGAUAAAGGACGUGCUGAAUACUAUAGUGUCACAGAUCAAGAAGCAUUGGAUGCAUUCAAGAGAUUAUCGCGAUUAGAGGGCAUAAUUCCUGCUUUGGAGACAUCACAUGCGCUGGCUUAUUUGGAGAAGCUCUGCCCCACUCUCCCGGAUGGAACAAAGGUUGUUCUUAACUGCAGCGGCAGAGGGGAUAAAGAUGUUCAAACUGCCAUCAAGUAUUUGGAGGUUUAAUCGUGUUCGUGGUUCUGUUUAUUUACUUGAUACAGAGGAAUAAUAGGUUAAUGCUAUCUUGGCUAUGGAAAUCUUACAAAUUUUCUCCUUUUUUUUCCUGUAUGAAGAGUUUUGUUGUUGUCAAAUGUGUAGGACCGAACUCCGUUGCUAAAUCAAGUUAUGCAUUUUUGUUUCA
Populus trichocarpa (black cottonwood) is the source of this 1672-nucleotide messenger RNA. RefSeq names its product tryptophan synthase beta chain 1. The record is from RefSeq and is a predicted model, not a curated record. NCBI's taxonomy places the organism in Eukaryota, Viridiplantae, Streptophyta, Magnoliopsida, Malpighiales, Salicaceae. Gene Ontology annotation, cellular component: chloroplast stroma; cytoplasm. The transcript is spliced from 4 exons. The coding region runs from base 79 to 1497 and encodes 472 amino acids. Gene Ontology annotation, biological process: L-tryptophan biosynthetic process. Gene Ontology annotation, molecular function: tryptophan synthase activity.